This is a messenger RNA of Malus domestica (apple), 1344 nucleotides long. RefSeq names its product pentatricopeptide repeat-containing protein At2g28050. The record is from RefSeq and is a predicted model, not a curated record. Gene Ontology annotation, molecular function: protein binding. NCBI's taxonomy places the organism in Eukaryota, Viridiplantae, Streptophyta, Magnoliopsida, Rosales, Rosaceae.
AUGUCGCUCCAAAACGUCCUCAGAACCCUCAAAACUGUGAAAAUAACGCCCGCCAGACUCUAUCAAGAAUUCACAGAACUCAUCUCCACACCCCCAAAACCUCUCGAAGCCACCACCAUCACCCUCCUCUCCAACCUCAACCGCAACUCCCUCCGCUUCAUUCUCUCCGACCCCAAAUUCAGAACCUCCAAAUGUUUGCUUUUCUUCAACUUCCUCCUCAAAAACCAAUCUUUAAUCUCCUUCAAGAUCGACCUCCAUGCCCACUUGACCAUCCUCUGCAGGCUUCUCCAGACAAGAAAGUUCGACGAUGCCGAGGAAAUCCUCAGAUAUGUCUCCGUUGAUGAAAAUAACAGGUACCCUUUUCAUGUAAUUGCUUCUGCUGUUGAAAUUUGCUGCCUUGAACCUAGAGUUAGAGCCAAAUUGUUCAAUUCCAUGCUUAAAGUGUAUUCGGAUUGCGAAAAUUGGGACCGGGUUUUGGAGACUUUUGAUCACAUGAGGAAUAAUGGGAUCCGGAUUGAUGAGAGAACUUGUACUGUGCAUUUGGUUACUCUUAUUAGAUGUGAUGAGGUGCAAAAGGGUUUGGGUUUCUUGUAUCGGCUGCGCGAAUCGGGCACUGAGGUUUCGGUUUAUUCUUUAACGGUUGUGGUGGAUGGGUUAUGUAGGAGUGGGGAGAUUAGAAGGAGUAGAGAGUUGGUGGAGGAGAUGGUGAGGAGAGGGACUAAACCCAAUAUCAUUACAUUCAAUACAAUGGUGGAUGCUUGUGCUAAGAGAUGGAACUUUGUAGAGUUGGAUAGGGUUUUGCUUUUGAUGGAGAAGGAAGGAGUGGCGCUCGAUAUCAAGACGUAUCAGUUCUUGAUUGAUGGGUUCACAAGCGCAGGGAAGGUAGAAGAAGCUGAGAGGCUGGUUGGGGAGAUGCAUGAUAAAGGAUUGAAAGUGAACACUCAUUUGUACAAUUUGAUAAUAAGUGGCUAUUCUAGGUUGAGGUCUGUGGAUAGUGCGAUUUCUUCAUUUUGUACAAUGGAUGAGAGAAGUGUAGUCCCGAACGCUGAUACGUACUGGGCUCUAAUAAGGGGCCUUUGCAGGGCUGGAGAGACGGGACUGGCAAUGAAGUAUGUACUUGAGAUGCAGAGCAAGGGGUUUGAAUUGGACAGUGUUAUAUUGAAUAGCUUGAUUGAUGGACUUCACAACAAAGAGAUGAUUUAUGAAGCUCUUGAGUUGCAACUGUUGAUGGAGCAAAUAGUUUUGAAUGCUGAUUCAUCUGCGUGGAAAAAAAAGGUAAAUGGAUCACUUAAAUCGAAUCAACCUGAUCAGGCUGAGGAACCAAAAGAGGCUGUUGAAAAAUGA